AUGUGGUGGUUGUUAAGCGUCACAAUCGGCGUUUGCGUAGAGAAUUAUUUGACGAUACACCGCGGGAAGCCAAGACUCGUUUCGUUCCAUCCUUCUCAAUGCAGUGAGGAUUAUGGGUCAAGAUCUGCGUUUUUGAUAGCGUGCGAGAUUGCUCAGCAUCUUGCCAUUGGUGAAGAAUAUCAGUCUGAAGAAACCGACGUGGGAAAUUUCUUUGCCAAAGUUGCUGAUUGUGUUGAUCUUGAAGUUAGCUCGGUGGAAGACAUGAUAAAAUGUUUCUUUGACAAUCAUGGUCGAGAAGAUUUGGUAAGAUCCAGGAGUAAAAUAGGAAGCAAACGUAAAUCGAAAGAAUCGUUCCUUAAUGUAGCGCGUGUUAGUAAAACGUUGCCAGAAUUGUACACUUUAGGAGUAAUGAAUGAGCUGUGUAAGUACUGCAAUGCUAGAUACUUUGCUAGCGAACCGAAGACGGUAUGUUGUAAUUCCGGUGUAAACAUAGUUUCCGAAUCGGUUUAUAAGUGCGAACGAGAUGAUUUGUUGUCAUGGUUUUGGGAUAUUGCGUUGAACAACAAGGAAAUAUUUCAGAUGUUACGUCCAAUCAACAAUAUGUUGUCUUGUGCUGGAAUCAACAUAAAGCUGAAAGAAUUUGGAACGCAUUGCGGACCAGUGCCGCUGGUUCUGGAAGGUAAAUAUUAA
Molecule: messenger RNA, 690 nt
Organism: Cylicocyclus nassatus
Lineage: Eukaryota; Metazoa; Nematoda; Chromadorea; Rhabditida; Strongylidae
Source: the annotation of a GenBank genome assembly